Messenger RNA from Aspergillus calidoustus, 279 nucleotides. The record is from the annotation of a GenBank genome assembly. NCBI's taxonomy places the organism in Eukaryota, Fungi, Ascomycota, Eurotiomycetes, Eurotiales, Aspergillaceae.
AUGUCCCGCUACGUUGAAACCCACGCUAAGCCAAAUGGCCCUGGUGAUGCGCACCCGAGGGCCCUGCAAAUCAUCAAGGAUCAGGGCGUCGAAGGCAAGCUCCACGGCGAGAUCAUUGUCAUCACCGGUACGUCUUCUGGCAUCGGUAUCGAAACCACUCGCGCCCUGGCCACUACUGGCGCUACCCUCUUUCUCACGGCCCGAGACGUCGCCAAAGCGCAAUCCGCCCUCGCUGGUAUCUUCGAACCUUCCCGCAUGGAGAUCAUGGAGAUGGACUAG